This is a messenger RNA of Hyaena hyaena (striped hyena), 4387 nucleotides long. RefSeq names its product sarcolemma associated protein (gene SLMAP). The record is from RefSeq and is a predicted model, not a curated record. Gene Ontology annotation, cellular component: acrosomal membrane. Gene Ontology annotation, biological process: protein localization to plasma membrane; regulation of voltage-gated sodium channel activity; regulation of membrane depolarization during cardiac muscle cell action potential. Bases 84 to 2627 code for a protein of 847 amino acids. Gene Ontology annotation, molecular function: protein binding. Lineage: Eukaryota; Metazoa; Chordata; Mammalia; Carnivora; Hyaenidae. The transcript is spliced from 23 exons.
GGUAAAGGCUUGUGAAGGGCAGCCCGGAUCCGGUGGAACCCCUCUUUGUCCCUUGGUAGGAGAGACACCCCAGUCUGUCCUCGAUGCCGUCAGCCUUGGCCAUCUUCACUUGCCGCCCGAACUCGCACCCGUUUCAGGAGCGCCAUGUCUACCUGGACGAACCUAUUAAAAUCGGCCGCUCCGUGGCCCGCUGUCGACCAGCGCAGAAUAAUGCUACCUUUGAUUGCAAAGUGCUGUCAAGGAACCAUGCUCUCGUCUGGUUUGAUCACAAGACGGGCAAGUUUUAUCUCCAAGACACUAAAAGUAGUAACGGUACCUUUAUAAAUAGCCAGAGAUUGAGUCGAGGCUCUGAAGAAAGUCCACCAUGUGAAAUUCUUUCUGGUGACAUUAUCCAGUUUGGGGUAGAUGUAACGGAGAACACACGGAAAGGUACGGUUACCCAUGGGUGUAUUGUUUCUACAAUAAAACUUUUUCUACCAGAUGGUAUGGAAGCCCGGCUCCGCUCAGAUGUCAUCCAUGCUCCAUUACCAAGUCCUGUUGACAAAGUUGCUGCUAACACUCCAAGUAUGUACUCUCAGGAACUAUUCCAGCUUUCUCAGUAUCUACAGGAGGCCUUACACCGGGAACAGAUGUUGGAACAGAAGCUAGCCACACUUCAGCGGCUACUUGCCAUCACCCAGGAGGCCUCAGAUACCAGUUGGCAGGCUUUAAUAGAUGAAGAUAGACUCUUAUCACGGUUAGAAGUUAUGGGAAACCAAUUACAGGCAUGCUCUAAAAAUCAAACCGAAGAUAGUUUACGGAAGGAACUUAUAGCAUUACAAGAGGAUAAACACAACUAUGAGACAACAGCCAAAGAGUCCCUGAGGCGGGUUCUUCAGGAGAAAAUUGAAGUGGUUAGAAAACUUUCAGAAGUUGAGCGAAGUCUGAGUAAUACUGAAGAUGAAUGUACCCAUCUGAAAGAAAUGAAUGAACGGACUCAGGAAGAAUUAAGAGAAUUAGCCAAUAAAUAUAAUGGAGCAGUUAAUGAGAUUAAAGAUUUAUCUGAUAAAUUAAAGGUAGCAGAAGGAAAACAAGAAGAAAUCCAACAGAAGGGACAAGCUGAGAAAAAAGAAUUACAACAUAAAAUAGAUGAAAUGGAAGAAAAAGAACAGGAGCUCCAGGCAAAAAUAGAAGCUUUGCAAGCUGAUAAUGACUUUACCAAUGAAAGGCUAACGGCUUUACAAGUACGGUUAGAACAUCUUCAGGAGAAAACUCUUAAAGAGUGCAGCAGCUUAGGGAUACAAGUUGAUGACUUCUUACCUAAAAUAAAUGGGAGCACAGAAAAAGAGCACUUGCUUUCAAAGAGUGGCGGGGACUGCACUUUUAUUCAUCAAUUCAUAGAAUGCCAGAAGAAGCUGAUCGUCGAGGGGCAUCUAACCAAAGUGGUAGAAGAAACAAAGCUUUCAAAAGAAAACCAGGCAAGAGCAAAGGAAUCUGAUUUGUCGGAUACUCUGAGUCCAAGCAAGGAAAAGAGUAGUGACGACACUACAGACGCCCAAAUGGAUGAGCAAGACCUAAAUGAACCUCUUGCUAAAGUGUCCCUAUUAAAAGAUGACUUGCAGGGUGCACAGUCAGAAAUUGAGGCAAAACAAGAAAUUCAGCAUCUUCGCAAGGAAUUGAUUGAAGCCCAGGAACUAGCUAGAGCAAGUAAACAAAAAUGCUUUGAACUUCAAGCUCUUUUGGAAGAAGAAAGAAAAGCCUAUCGAAAUCAAGUUGAGGAAUCCAGUAAACAAAUACAGGUUCUUCAAGCCCAACUGCAGAGGUUACACAUCAAUAUUGAGAAUCUCCGGGAGGAGAAGGACAGUGAAAUCACAAGCACUCGAGAUGAACUGCUUAGUGCCCGAGAUGAAAUUUUGCUCCUUCGUCAGGCAGCAGAAAAGGCUGCCUCUGAGCGGGACACUGACAUUGCUUCAUUACAAGACGAGCUUAAGAAGGUGCGAGCUGAGCUUGAGCGGUGGCGGAAAGCAGCGUCUGAAUAUGAGAAAGAAAUCACAAGUCUGCAAAACAGUUUUCAGCUUCGGUGUCAGCAGUGUGAGGACCAGCAGAGAGAGGAAGCAACAAGGCUACAAGGUGAACUAGAGAAGUUGAGAAAGGAAUGGAAUGUAUUGGAAACCGAAUGCCAUUCUCUAAAAAAGGAAAAUGUUUUGUUAUCAUCAGAACUGCAGCGGCAAGAAAAAGAAUUACACAAUUCUCAGAAGCAGAGUUUAGAGCUUACCAGUGAUCUCAGCAUCCUUCAGAUGACUAGGAAAGAGCUUGAGAGUCAAGUGGGAUCCUUGAAAGAACAGCAUCUUCGGGAUUCAGCUGAUUUAAAAACUCUUCUCAGUAAGGCUGAAAACCAAGCAAAGGAUGUACAGAAAGAGUAUGAAAAGACACAGACUGUACUCUCAGAACUGAAGUUGAAGUUUGAAAUGACUGAGCAGGAAAAACAAUCAAUCACAGAUGAGCUCAAACAAUGUAAAGACAACCUGAAGCUGCUCCGAGAGAAAGGAAAUAAUAAACCCUGGCCCUGGAUGCCCAUGUUGGCUGCCCUGGUUGCGGUGACAGCCAUCGUGCUGUACGUGCCAGGUCUGGCCAGAGCUUCUCCAUGAGAGCGUUUCUUGAGUCCGUACACCGUCCUCCCUUUAGAAGCUGGCAUCACACUCAUGCUGGGGACAAACAGAACCAUUUUCUUCCUUUUUACCUCUUAAGACAGCAGAAGUGCAAGAAUACAGCUGUAGGGUCAUUGCUUUAACUUAUAUAAAAUGUAUCUAUCUAUAAAGAGGAUAUAAAAUUGUGACUUUAUUCUACUGUAAGCAAUAAUUUGCUUGCAAUUUUUCAUGUAAUUUUUAAAUUAGUACGUUGAGAUUCUGAAUAUUAUGGUGGCCUAAAGUAGGCUUCUUGGUACACCAAAUUAUUUAUAACAUUAAAUUUAUGGGUAUUUUACUCUGAAUUCUAAUGGCCAGAUGAUUCAUUUUUCUGAUUCGAUAACUACCCAAACCAAACAACCAAUACAUACAUGGGAAGAGAGGCCCUGUGUGCUCAGUGCCUAUCAGUUUGAAAUAUAUACACAUAUAUAUAUUUUUUUUACAUAUUUACGCCAUUUUUACUUGUUAUAAAACCACUGAGCUAUUGGGAACAAGACUUAGAGACAACUAUUUGCGUGGAUUUUCUUUCUUUCUUUCUUUCUUUUUUUUUUUUUAAGGAGAAAUACACUUGGAAAAUAUUCUGUUCUAGUGAUAAUUCGGGGACUGUGUGCACGCUUGUUCAGCCUUAAUGUGACUUGACGAUGUGGAGGACGUCAACUCUGAAAACCUUUCCAUGAGAGUGUGUAUUUUCUUGAGCAAACUGAAGUAUUUCUGGGAGCAAAAACAGUAAUUCUACAAUUUCAGUGCAGUAAACCAAACUGUUGAGUCAAUUGGAAUGUAAUUUAUUAAACCUCAUGUAUUUAAAGAGAUAUUUUCUUUAAAAACCAAGUUACUUUCUCAUAUACGGCAUUUUAGGAAGCAUGAUUUUUUUUUUCUAUCAUCUCUUCCUCCAAGCAUGUUUAAUUGAAGAAAGAAUUAAUAUCUCUUUAGAUAAGCUUUUACUGACUUAAUUUGGUUAUGAUACUUCAAAGCUAAUUCAUGUUCAAGGUGAGCUGUUGUUACCUACCAACAGAUUUCCUGGUCAGGUAUGCAAAUGGUUAUUUUCUUUUUACUGUUGUUAAUUGGGACGUUCUGUUUAUGAGAAGCAUCAUUCCCAAGAUUAAUAGUGUUCCAUGCACAGUGAAGCACCUAAACACUGCUUGAUGUUAUAAAUUUAAAACACAAAAGUGAAAGUUUAGCUAUGGUUUUGUGCGGCACCACAGUUAUGUCAAUAAAAUUUAUUGAGGUCGUAGACUAUCCUAAAGUUUCACCUCGUUAAAUUUCUCAGUCAGUGCAACUGGGAGGGAAUGUCAGUGAAUUGGCUCGAAUGUUCUGUGGGCAUCCACAGGCCUAGCCAAGUGUUGAAAUUGAAGUUUAGGAUAUAAUUUGCCUUGUGAUGUUUGGCAGUCGUUGUUUAUACUUUAAAGGUUAUAUUUUAAGCUAUUUGGGAUUUGCUGUUGGGAGGAUCACUAGAUUUAUGGAGGAAUUAGUCACCAAUGACUUGUAGAAAAUGCUGUCAUAUAGUUCAUUUCAUCCUUUUCUGUUGCAGGAAGCCACUCCACCACAGAAUGCUAAUAUGCCAGUGGUACCCAGUACCUCUUGUAUAUAGGUUAUUGCAAAUAUUGUUCUGAAAUGCUUAACUUCAGAAUUACAUUUUUUAAAGUAAAUAAUUGUUUUAAAUCUAUUUUGUAAAGAUAUAAAGUACAAUAGAAUUUCUGGAGUACAGAUUAAACUAUUUGCACUAA